AUGAAGGAAAAAGACUCUAGACUGCAAUGGUCUUUCACUAUACGUAGCAUAUUCUUUUCUGUUUUUCAACCGCCUUUUCUUGUCUCUUUAUCUCCACCACUCUUCUUUUUUUUCUCUCUCUCUCUUUCUCCCAUCUCUUCUUUUUUUUUCUCUCUCUCUCUCUUUCUCCCCAUCUCUUCUUUCUCUCUCUCUCUCUCUCUCUCUCUCUCUCUUUCUCCCCAUCUCUUCUUUUUCUCUCUCUCUCUCUCUUUCUCCCCAUCUCUUCUUUUUUCUCUCUCUCCUUUCUCUCCAUCCAUCUUUUUUUUUCUCUCUCUCUUUCUCUCCAUCUCUUCUUUUUUUUCUCUCUCUCUCUUUCUCUCCAUCUCUUCUUUUUUUCUCUCUCUCUCUUUCUCUCCAUCUCUUCUUUUUUUUCUCUCUCUCUCUUUCUCUCCAUCUCUUCUUUAUUUCUCUCUCUUUCUCUCCAUCUCUUCUUUAUUUCUCUCUCUUUCUCUCCAUCUCUUCUUUAUUCUCUCUCUCUCCAUCUCUUCUUUAUUUCUCUCUCUUUCUCUCCAUCUCUUCUUUAUUUCUUCUCUCUCUCUCCAUCUCUUCUUUAUUUCUUCUCUCUCUCUCUCCAUCUCUUCUUUAUUUCUUCUCUCUCUCUCUCCAUCUCUUCUUUAUUUCUUCUCUCUCUCUCUCCAUCUCUUCUUUUUUUCUUCUCUCUCUCUCUCCAUCUCUUCUUUUUUUUUUCUCUCUCUCUCCAUCUCUUCUUUUUUUUUCUUCUCUCUCUCUCCAUCUCUUCUUUUUUUUUCUCUCUCUCUCUCCAUCUCUUCUUUUUUUUCUCUCUCUCUCCAUCUCUUCUUUUUUUUUCUCUCUCUCUCUCCAUCUCUUCUUUUUUUUUCUCUCUCUCUCUCCAUCUCUUUUUUUUCUUCUCUCUCUCUCUCCAUCUCUUCUUUUUUCUUCUCUCUCUCUCUCUCCAUCUCUUCUUUUUUUCUUCUCUCUCUCUCUCUCCAUCUCUUCUUUUUUUUCUCUCUCUCUCUCCAUCUCUUCUUUUUUUUUUCUCUCUCUCUCCAUCUCCCUUCUUUUUUUUUCUCUUUCUCCCCAUCUCUUUUUUUUCUCUCUCUCUCUCCCCAUCUCUUUUUUUUUUUCUCUCUCUCUCUCCCUUUCUCUUCUUUUUUUUCUCUCUCUCUCCCAUCUCUUUUUUUUUUCUCUCUCUCUCUCUCCCCAUCUCUUCUUUUUUUCUCUCUCCCAUCUCUUUUCUCUCUCUCUUUCUCCCAUCUUUUUUUUUCUCUCCCUCUCUCUCUCCAUCUUUUUUUUCUCUCUCUCUCUCCAUCUCUUCUUUUUUUCUCUCUUUUCUCUCCCAUCUCUUCUUUUUUUUUCUCUCUUUCUCCCAUCUCUUCUUUUUUUCUCUCUCUCUCUCCAUCUCUUCUUUUUUUCUCUCUCUCUCCCAUCUCUUCUUUUUUCUCUCUCUUUCUCCCAUCUCUUCUUUUUUUCUCUCUCUCUCUCCAUCUCUUCUUUUUUUCUCUCUCUUUCUCCCAUCUCUUCUUUUUUUCUCUCUCUUUCUCCCAUCUCUUCUUUUUUUCUCUCUCUUUCUCCCAUCUCUUCUUUUUUUUCUCUCUCUUUCUCCCAUCUCUUCUUUUUUUUCUCUCUCUUUCUCCCAUCUCUUCUUUUUUUUCUCUCUCUUUCUCCCAUCUCUUUUUUCUCUCCCUCUUUCUCCCAUCUCUUUUUUCUCUCUCUUUCUCCCAUCUCUUUUUUCUCUCUCUUUCUCCCAUCUCUUCUUUUUUUUCUCUCUCUUUCUCCCAUCUCUUCUUUUUUUUCUCUCUCUUUCUCCCAUCUCUUCUUUUUUUUCUCUCUCUUUCUCCCAUCUCUUCUUUUUUUUCUCUCUUUCUCCCAUCUCUUCUUUUUUUUUCUCUCUUUCUCCCAUCUCUUUUUUUUUUCUCUCUUUCUCCCAUCUCUUUUUUUCUCUCUCUCCCAUCUCUUCUUUUUUUCUCUCUCUUUCUCCCAUCUCUUCUUUUUUUUCUCUCUUUCUCCCAUCUCUUCUUUUUUUUCUCUCUUUCUCCCAUCUCUUCUUUUUUUUUCUCUCUCUUUCUCCCAUCUCUUUUUUUUUUCUCUCUUUCUCCCAUCUCUUCUUUUUUCUCUCUUUCUCCCAUCUCUCUUUUUUUUUUUCUCUCUUUCUCCCAUCUCUUCUUUUUUUCUCUCUUUCUCCCAUCUCUUCUUUUUUUCUCUCUUUCUCCCAUCUCUUCUUUUUUUCUCUCUCUUUCUCCCAUCUCUUCUUUUUUUUCUCUCUUUCUCCCAUCUCUUCUUUUUUUUUCUCUCUUUCUCCCAUCUCUUCUUUUUUUUUCUCUCUUUCUCCCAUCUCUUUUUUUUUCUCUCUUUCUCCCAUCUCUUCUUUUUUUUCUCUCUCUUUCUCCCAUCUCUUCUUUUUUUCUCUCUCUUUCUCCCAUCUUCUUUUUUUUUUCUCUCUCUUUCUCCCAUCUCUUCUUUUUUCUCUCUCUUUCUCCCAUCUCUUCUUUUUUCUCUCUCUUUCUCCCAUCUCUUCUUUUUUUCUCUCUUUCUCCCAUCUCUUCUUUUUUUCUCUCUUUCUCAUCUCUUCUUUUUUUUUUCUCUCUUUCUCCCAUCUCUUCUUUUUUUUUCUCUCUUUCUCCCAUCUCUUCUUUUUUUUUCUCUCUUUCUCCCAUCUCUUUUUUUUUUCUCUCUCUUUCUCCCAUCUCUUCUUUUUUUUUUUCUCUCUUUCUCCCAUCUCUUCUUUUUUUUUCUCUCUUUCUCCCAUCUCUUCUUUUUUUUCUCUCUUUCUCCCAUCUCUUCUUUUUUCUCUCUCUUUCUCCCAUCUCUUCUUUUUUUCUCUCUUUCUCCCAUCUCUUCUUUUUUUUUCUCUCUUUCUCCCAUCUCUUCUUUUUUUCUCUCUUUCUCCCAUUCUCUUCUUUUUUCUUUUCCUCUUUCAUUUCUUCAAAAAUCUUUUUUUUCAUUUCUUCUCUUUUUCCCCAUUUCAAAAUCUUCUUUUUUUCAUUUCUUCACAAAAUCUUUUCCUCUUUCAUUUCUUCUUUUUUUUCUCUCUUUCAUUUUCUUCAAAAUUUUUUCCUCUUUCAUUUCUUCCAAAAUCUUUUCCUCUUUCAUUUCUUCAAAAUCUUUUCCUCUUUCAUUUCUUCUUUUUUCCUCUUUCAUUUCUUCCAAAAUCUUUUCCUCUUUCAUUUCUUCACAAAAUCUUUUCCUCUUUCAUUUCUUCACAAAAUCUUUUCCUCUUUCAUUUCUUCACAAAAUCUUUUCCUCUUUCAUUUCUUCACAAAAUCUUUUCCUCUUUCAUUUCUUCACAAAAUCUUCUUCUUUUCCUUUCAAUCUCUCUCUCGCUUAUGCGCGAUACGCACACGCAUGUGUACUAAAAUGUGUCUUCCUCACCUUUCAAAAUCGGCAGUGGGCGGCAGUAGCAGACGAAGGAACAACACAUUGUUGCUUUCCUUAAUCACUUCGAUUGCAGUCUUUCUUUUCGCUCCCUUUUCCAUAAACAUGCUUUCCUACCGGCGUGCUGCUGGACCCGACAAAGUGGUUGUUGCUGUUGCUACUUCAGGAAUGUCCUGUUGCUGCUUCUUACUCUAG
Messenger RNA from Acanthosepion pharaonis, 3567 nucleotides. NCBI's taxonomy places the organism in Eukaryota, Metazoa, Mollusca, Cephalopoda, Sepiida, Sepiidae. The record is from the annotation of a GenBank genome assembly.